AUGGUUUCCAGCCAAUAGCUUGAUGGCAGCCCAGGAGGGUGUGAAGACCCCCCACCGCAUUGAACUAUGCGAGGAGAAGCCUGUCAGACCUACGCGCAACUAUAGAAAGCGCAGGAUAAUAUCUGCAGUACAGCCAAAGACUGAGAAUGCAGUAAGUUCAGAACCUCCAUUGAAGAAAGUCGAAUUAAAGUCUAAGCCACUGAAGACUAGCAACGGUAUUACAAACAUGACGAACGGGCACACGCUGAGGUCGAGAGCGGCGCGCGCAGCCGCCCGAGCUGCCGAGAGUCAUAAACUUACUGAAUACUUCAAGGAAGAGCUGAAAAGUCCUAAAGUCGAACCUCCACCGUCGCCGCCACCGAUUGAGAAAACCAUAACUAAAUUGGAAAAAGUUGUGAAUGGUGAUUCCAACCACAAGUUAACAGAAUACUUCCCAGUUAGACGAAGUGUAAGGAAGACAUCGAAAUGUGUCAUGGCAGAGAAGAUGCGGGACUUGGAGCGGGCUGUGAGAGAACAGAGGGAGGAUGGACUGCAAGUGGCAUAUUUCGAUGGCAAGGGGCGCGGUGUAAUAGCGACCCGUCCGUUCGGUCGCGGACAAUUCGUGGUGGAGUACGCUGGAGAACUGGUGGGCGUGGCGGAGGCGAGGGAGAGGGAGCACAAGUACGCACAGGACCCCGAGGCCGGCUGCUACAUGUACUACUUCAGACACGGAGACCAACAGUAUUGUAUCGACGCGACAGCAGAGUCAGGUCGGCUAGGUCGGCUGGUAAAUCACUCGCGCAAUGGUAACCUGUCGACCAAGGCGGUGUGGGUAGACGGGCCGCGACUGGUGUUGCUGGCGGCGCAGGACAUCGCGCCAGGCGAGGAGCUCACCUACGACUACGGAGACCGCUCCAAAGAGUCACUACAGCAUCAUCCUUGGCUCGCACUCUGA
Messenger RNA from Spodoptera littoralis (African cotton leafworm), 934 nucleotides. The record is from the annotation of a GenBank genome assembly. NCBI's taxonomy places the organism in Eukaryota, Metazoa, Arthropoda, Insecta, Lepidoptera, Noctuidae.